Molecule: messenger RNA, 594 nt
Organism: Humulus lupulus (European hop)
Lineage: Eukaryota; Viridiplantae; Streptophyta; Magnoliopsida; Rosales; Cannabaceae
Exons: 1
Coding region: 1-594 (197 amino acids)
Source: RefSeq, a predicted model, not a curated record
AUGGCUUAUGAUUUUGAGCCAGUCUAUGAACGUUUUAGGAAGCAAGCCCCGCCUAGCUUCGAAGGGAAUGCCGACCAUAUGGUGGCGGAAGAUUGGGUGAAGUCGGUAGAAGCUAUCUUUGACCACAUGGAGAUGAAUGACCAUCAAAGGAUUUCAUGUGUAGCUAACCUACUCAAAAUGGAUGCAAGGAUAUGGUGGGACAUGGUGAAGCAGACUCGUGACCUAAACACUAUGACCUGGGUAGAUUUCAUUCAAGCGUUUAACAAAAAGUAUUACAUUACAGUUGUAUUGGCAACCAGGGUGGAUGAGGUUGUAACCUUGUUUCAAGGAAACCUUUCUAUUGCCGAUUAUGCUCAUAAGUUUGAUAGGUUGGCGAGGUUCACGUCUAAAAUAGUACCAACUGAGGCCAUGCGAGUUGCGAGGUUUAAGGAAGGACUUAAGUCCAUGAUUGCUAGAGAUGUCAAGUUGACUAAUGUUAAGAUGGUUAGUUACGCUAAGGUUUUGGAUAAGGCUCUUGAUGUGGAAUACUUGGAGGAACGCAUAUGGAAGGAUAGUGUAGAAAGAAGGGUGGCAAAUAGAAACAAGGGUUUCUAG